Neltuma alba is the source of this 1146-nucleotide messenger RNA. Its product is annotated as pheromone-processing carboxypeptidase KEX1. Bases 54 to 800 code for a protein of 248 amino acids. NCBI's taxonomy places the organism in Eukaryota, Viridiplantae, Streptophyta, Magnoliopsida, Fabales, Fabaceae. The record is from RefSeq and is a predicted model, not a curated record. The transcript is spliced from 7 exons.
GGCAAAGCCUCAUAAGCCCAAGACUUCAGGCGGUGGCGCAAAGGGUAUUGAAGAUGAGCAGUAGGCGGCGGGGACAGCCGAAGCACCAGAACAAGUACGCCUGGAAACCCAACGCCAGCCGUAAGAUCAACGAAACUGAGGUAGGAGGAAGGUUCAGGCCUUUAUCUGAAAUCACUGGGGUUUGCCCUCGCUGUAAAGAACAGAUCGACUGGAAACGCCGUUAUGGAAAGUACAAGCCCCUUGUCGAACCUGCCAAAUGCCAGAGAUGCUCUAAACGUGCUGUUCGUCAAGCUUACCAUAACCUGUGUUCUGGCUGUGCCAAGGAGCAUGGUGUUUGCGCAAAGUGUUGUUGCGCUGUAGAUCGAAUAGUUGGAAGGGAUCUUUCAGAUGUAGAAGCUGAGCAAAAACAGCUUGAGGAGGCUAUUAAGAAUUCUCGGGAGAGGGACAGAAGAACCCUAUUGCGUGCUAUGAACAGAGGCAAAUCCAAAUGUUCGGCAAAAACUCCUACAGAUACUAAAGAUAAUAAGGUUGGAGAUUUGUUUCCCAAUGCAUCUCUGGAGGAUUAUGCUAAACAGAACAGACCUAAUGGAGAUCAUGAUGGUGGUGAAAUUUAUGAUGAUAAAUAUGUUGAUAGUGAUGAUGAAGACGAUGACAGUGAAAACGAAGAUUGUGACGAAGAAGAUAAUGGUGAGAAUGAAGAAUGCGAUGAUGAAGAUAAUAACGAUGAUAACAGUGACAACGAAGAUUGUGAAGAUGACAAUGAAGAUGAUGACAACCAUGAGAAGCUUCGGAGUAAAUGAAUGCAAAGAAUGAGUGAUUGAGGAUGAGAUUUAUAUACAUUUCAGUUUUCCACAAAUCUCAUACAGGAUGCUUGACGUUGUUGCAGUUACUUUUGGUACGUCUAAAUCUAAAUUUUAGAUAGAAAAUUUAACAUGGUCGAGCGCAAAUUUUGGAAGAUAAAGUUUUGAUGUAUUCUCCAGAGACUGGGAGGAAAAUAUGAGUGCUGGACUAAUCCUAGGCGACGAGGACAAAUUUUUUAUUUAACGAAUAUUCCCAUGGAUGUUACUUCAUGGGAAAAGGAUCUCAUCCAUGCGGUGCUUGACCUAUAUUUGUGAUUUUGAUUGUUGAAUUUGAAAAUUCUAGUAU